This is a messenger RNA of Helianthus annuus (common sunflower), 2398 nucleotides long. RefSeq names its product probable receptor-like protein kinase At5g38990. Gene Ontology annotation, cellular component: plasmodesma; plasma membrane. Gene Ontology annotation, molecular function: ATP binding; transmembrane receptor protein tyrosine kinase activity. NCBI's taxonomy places the organism in Eukaryota, Viridiplantae, Streptophyta, Magnoliopsida, Asterales, Asteraceae. Gene Ontology annotation, biological process: protein autophosphorylation. Bases 365 to 2398 code for a protein of 677 amino acids. The transcript has 5 exons. The record is from RefSeq and is a predicted model, not a curated record.
ACUCUCUUCCUCUCUCAUCUAUCAAUCUCCUAAUUCAAAACCCAGCCUUCUUCUUCGUUAAUUCGUCAACACCAAAUCUAAAUCAACUUUCUCUUUCUUAAAACACAGCGCACACAAAUAAUGAUGAACAAUGAUGAGUGACAAGGUGGUUGUUGUUGGUGACCGGAGGUGAAAAGGUUGGUCGGAGGACGGCGGUGGUUGGCGGUGAACCAAGGUUGAUGGAGAAGGAAGGUUGAACGGUGGUCGGUGUGUUGCAGGUUUAUCGAAGGUGGCGGAGGUGGUUCGAUAGGGUAUGUAUUGUGUGGUCGGAGGUUAUGAAGAUGAUGAUGGCGAACACCGAAGACGAUGAUGAUGACUGCUAGAGAUGAUGAUGAUGAUGUCUGGUGUCUGGUCUCUGCCAGAGAUGAUGAUGAUGACCGGAGGUGGUUCAACGAUAAUAUUGCAGGUAAACAACUUGGAACAUUUGGAAUUUUUGAGGAUUCCUAUGAGAUAUAUUAUAUUAGCAACCAAUAACUUUUCAAUGAGGUACAAAACUGCAGAUAGGCGUGACUAUACUUUGUACAAAGCAGAGCUGGACUAUUUUGAUAAAGAAAAUCUUUUAUCUGUGGAAGGGAAGAAUAAACGCGAACGUCAAAAGAAGACUGUAUUUAUAACACGGUACCUGUAUGGUGGAGAAGAGCGCUUAGUUACAAAAAUUGAAAUGCUUACAAGCGUUAGGCAUCCCAACAUAGUCACUCCACUUGGAUUUUGUGUGGAAUGUUCUGAGGUGAUCCUUGUCACUGACAUCAAUCUUUCAAAUAGGUACCUUGCUCGUUAUUUGGAAAACCACAUGAGCAUGCAUAUUUUGACAUGGGAAAAACGUUUGAAAAUAUGCAUUGAUGUUGCACAUACGUUGAACUACCUUCACUCUGAGGUAGAACACCAAAUGAUGAUGAUAAUGUACCCUGAAAUUAAUAGCAGAAACAUUGUGUUGGACGAGAAUUGGGUAGCAAAGAUUAUUGAUCUUGAACACUCUAUAGCCUUGGCCCAAGAUCAAGAAGAUAAUCACUAUUUCAACCGGAUUGGCAAGCCGUCCUACAAAGAUCCUGAGUAUACAAAGACUCACAAAUUAAAUAAAGAAUCACAUAUUUACAGUUUUGGAGUAGUGUUGUUUGAAAUCUUAUGUGGGAGGUUAGCCUAUGACCCAAUUUACCUUGAAGAGAGUGACAAAGGGUUGGCCCAUGUGACAAGACAAAGCUUUUGCAAUGGAACAAUAGAGGACAUGGUAGAUCCUACAAUAAAUAAGGAAAUACGUGAAAACAAUUUUGUUAUAAAUAAAGGACCGAACAAGGAUUCCUUGCACACAUUUAUAAAAAUUGCAUAUCAAUGUCUGUCAGAAGCUCAAGACCAGCGCCCAACAAUGAAAGUCGUUGUUAAGGAACUUCAGAAAGCAUUGUUCUUUCAAAACAUGGAAUCAAUACCAACCAAGUUUGCUUCCUUACAAAUCCCACUUGAAGACGUGGUAAAGGCUACCAACGACUUUCAUCAUGAUAAUAUCAUCAGACACAGUGGAUUUUGUACCACAUAUAAAGGACGACUCUUGUUGUCUGGAAGGUUGAUGAAGAUUGUUGCACAGAGGUUUGAUUGUAUGCAAGAGGAAGGCGAACUCAAGUUCAUGACUGUAAUCUCAGUGCUUUCCAAACUCAAGCACAAAAAUCUAGUGUCUAUUAUUGGAAUUUGUUAUGAGAAAGAUGAGAAGAUCAUUAUAACCACAUAUGAGGCCAAUGGAAGUCUCAGCCAAUAUCUAAGCGACCCGAACCUCACGUGGACACAAAGAUUGAAGAUUUGUUUAGGCGUGGCUCGUGCGUUGAGUUACCUUCGUUAUGACGAGGGCCGUGAUUAUGCUAUUAUACAUUGUAACAUCAACAGUGACAUAAUUUUAUUAGACAAGAACUGGGAAGCCAAGUUAUCAGGAUUUGAAAUUUCAAUCAAACAAUUAGCAUACCAUGACCACCAGGUUUGUCUUUGUGAACAUAUUGGCACAGUGGGGUGUACGGACCCAGCAAUUGAAAAUACCGGAAGUGUGACCCACAAGUCAGACAUCUACUCAUUCGGUGUCGUUUUAUUCGAAAUAUUGUGCGGAAGGAAAGCAUUUAUUGAGAACGAGGCUAAUAGGUUCCUAGCUCCAUUGGCCAAGUAUCAUUAUGAAAACGGAACAUUGCAGGAUAUAAUUCAUCCUAAUCUAUGGAACAAUCAAAUAUCCUCGCUAUCACUUGACAAAUACUCAAAAGUAGCAUAUUCUUGCUUAGAAGAGGAGCGAGCACACCGGCCAGAGGCGAAGAAUAUUGUUGGUGAACUUAUGAAAGCGUUGCAAUCUCACCUGCGACCUGAAAAUCUUCAUUCUGCCACUCUUUACUAA